AAAUGCAUUAGUUAGAAAAUUUGGGUGGUUAAAGCAAACAUGCUCUGGCUUCUUAAGAAGAUGCUCUGAGACUCUUCAAACAAAGAAGCCACGGUUCACCUACCCCGCCGAAGAGCAGAAGCCAUCGGCCAUGGAGAAAUGGUCUCUUCUCGGAUCCACUGCGCUGGUCACCGGCGGGACCAAGGGAAUCGGGCGCGGAAUUGUGGAAGAAAUGGGGGGACUCGGCGCCGCCAUCCACACCUGCUCCCGCAACCAAUCCGACCUCGACGCCUCCCUGCAGCAAUGGCGGUCCGCUGGCCUCAAGGUCACCGGAUCCACCUGCGACGUCUCCUCGCCGGCCGACCGGGAGAAGCUGAUGGAAGAAGUCAAAUCCACCUUCGACGGAAAGCUCAAUAUUCUGGUUUGUAAUGCCGGAACCGGGGUGGUGAAGCCGGCGGUGGAGCAGAUGGCGGAGGACUACAAGCUGGUGAUGAGCACCAACUUGGACUCGUCCUUCCACCUGAGCCAGCUCGCGCACCCCCUUCUCAAGGCGUCGGGCAACGGCAGCAUCGUCCUCAUCUCCUCCAUCGGCGCAUCCAUAGCCGUCGACGGCUUGUCCGUGUACUGCGCCAGCAAAGGAGCGGUCAACCAGCUCACCAGAAGCCUCGCCUGCGAGUGGCCGCGCGACAACAUCCGCACCAACUGCGUCGCGCCGGGAUCCAUCAAAACCCCCCUGCUCGUAUAUGCGAUGGAUGAUGAAUCGUUGGCGAUGAGAAGGCGUCGGAUCCCAGCUGGGAGGAUCGGGGAACCGGAGGAGGUGGCGGCGCUGGUGGCAUUCCUGUGCAUGCCUGGGGCGCGCUACAUCAACGGGCAGGUCAUCUGCGCAGACGGAGGAAGAACUAUAAACGGCAACAUUUGAUCGACUGCUACAUCAAAUGUUUCAAAUUUGUUGCUAUUAAAAGG
Zingiber officinale is the source of this 942-nucleotide messenger RNA. Its product is annotated as noroxomaritidine/norcraugsodine reductase-like. Gene Ontology annotation, molecular function: oxidoreductase activity. NCBI's taxonomy places the organism in Eukaryota, Viridiplantae, Streptophyta, Magnoliopsida, Zingiberales, Zingiberaceae. The coding region runs from base 131 to 898 and encodes 255 amino acids. The record is from RefSeq and is a predicted model, not a curated record. The transcript is spliced from 4 exons.